Messenger RNA from Thalassophryne amazonica, 1140 nucleotides. RefSeq names its product WW domain binding protein 2 (gene wbp2). Gene Ontology annotation, biological process: positive regulation of DNA-templated transcription. Gene Ontology annotation, cellular component: nucleus. The record is from RefSeq and is a predicted model, not a curated record. Gene Ontology annotation, molecular function: chromatin DNA binding; transcription coactivator activity. The transcript has 8 exons. Bases 148 to 945 code for a protein of 265 amino acids. Lineage: Eukaryota; Metazoa; Chordata; Actinopteri; Batrachoidiformes; Batrachoididae.
AGUAAAAGGACCAAAAGCACCACUCAGAAGAAGAAGAAGAAACUUACUGAUCGGCCUAAAAAUUUAUUUAUUUAUUUAUGUAUUUUGAUCUUAGAGGAGCGAAACCUUUAAUCUCGUUGUUGUCGAACGUUCUGGGAAGACGCAGAAAUGGCUCUUAACCAGAAUCAUUCGGAGUCUGGUGGAGUUAUCAUCAACAACAGCGAAAGUGUGUUGAUGAACUAUGAUAAUGUGGAGCUGCUGUUCUGUGAUGCGGAUCAUCUUCCUGAUGCUUUCAGGAAGAGCAAAAAGGGCAGCAUCUACCUAACACCAUACAGGAUGAUUUUUCUGGCUAAAGGCCGUGAUGCACUGCAGUCCUUCAUGAUGCCGUUCUACCUUAUGAAAGGCUGUGAGAUCAAACAGCCUGUGCUCGCCGCCAAUUACAUCAAGGGUACAAUCAAUGCAGAGCCUGGAGGUGGCUGGGAGGGCAGUGCCACUUUCAAGUUGGUGUUUGCUGCAGGAGGAGCCAUCGAGUUCGGCCAGUACAUGCUGCAGGUGGCAGCUCAGGCGUCCCGAGGUCAGCUGGUGACUCCUGGGUUUGGCGGCUGCCCCUACAUGGCUAAUGGGGCCUACACGUACCCUCCCCCUGCUGCAAAUGGGAUGCACCCUGCCGGACCUCCACCUUGCUACUCCUAUCCAAACCCCCCUCCUCCAGAUGGAUUCUACCCAAACCCUCCAGCGUUUGGCAGUGCUGCCUCCUACAUGCCCCCACCUCCUUAUUCUGCUCCUGUGGGCCAGCAGCCCCUGCAUGACCCGGACCUCCCGUCAACUGCAGCAGCGGAGGCCAAAGCAGCGGAGGCCGCGGCGAGCGCCAGCACCAGCUGUGCCACGCUGCCACCAACACACGUCUACCUGCCGCAGGAUAAGCCUCCUCCCUACUCGCCUCCAGAAGACAAGAAGAAUCAGUAGACGUUCUUCUGCUCUCCUCUGUCUCACUGGAUCUCCUCAGACCACACAUCAGAAAAUGGUUUCCUCUCUCUGUCUCUCCAGUGUGUCGUCGUGAUCUGUUUUUCUUUCUCGUUCCUGCCUCCGAUUGAACCCGCCACAUUCCGAUUAGCAAAACAUAAUCAGCUGCUGUUUCAGUCUCAGACUUUCCAGAACUCA